This is a messenger RNA of Aspergillus uvarum CBS 121591, 360 nucleotides long. RefSeq lists its product as uncharacterized. The annotation marks the transcript as partial. The record is from RefSeq and is a predicted model, not a curated record. Lineage: Eukaryota; Fungi; Ascomycota; Eurotiomycetes; Eurotiales; Aspergillaceae. The transcript has 2 exons.
ACCACAACAACCACCGCCUCCACACGGGUUGGCACUCUAUCUGUGCUAUCGGAUUAUGAAUUGCAUCACUCAGGCGAGGCGACUCCUUCCUCAUCACUAGAAUCAACGUCCAACACGACACAGCCCGCACAGCCUGCCAACUGGCCCACCGACCAUCGCCGAGUACCUGCUUACCGUCCGGCCAACCGCGAGUUGAACCUGAGUGAGCGACAGGCGGGCGCGAACAGAGCCGAAUUUGUGUUCAUCCAGACCAUGCUACACGGUGUUUGGUUGAACGCGGUCGUGUCACGAGUCUGGCAUGCAACGGGGGGCAAGAUCAACGACAAGAUCUUUCACUACGAGAUUGGAGGAGAGUGGUAG